AUGAUGGCCACAACAUCAAAUUUAUUACUUCGAAAAGUGGGAACAUCAUGCUUCCGUUUAUAUUCAGCUGCUUCACCAAAAAUUACAACACAUUAUACUGUGCGUCCACGAGAAACCGACCAAAGAUGGAAAGAUAUAUCAAUGGAACGUUAUGAGGAUGUAGCUGACGUUGUAAUUGUUGGCGGUGGACCAGCUGGUUUAUCAGCUGCAAUAAAGUUAAAAAAGUUAGCAACUGAAAAUAACAAGGAACUAAGGGUUUGUGUGGUGGAAAAAGCUUCAGAAGUUGGUAAUCAUAUUCUAUCUGGUGCUGUUGUUGAUCCAAUUGCCUUGAAUGAACUAUUUCCCGAUUGGAAAGAUUUGGGUGCACCAUUAACUACCCCAGUAAAAGAUGAUAAGUUUGGGUAUCUCACUAAAAGUAGUCGUAUACCUAUACCUAUUUUACCUGGUAUGCCAAUGGACAACCAUGGAAAUUAUAUUGUGAGAUUGGGCCAUUUAGUAAAAUGGCUUGGUGAACAAGCCGAAUCCUUAGGUGUUGAAGUAUAUGCAGGAUAUCCUGCUGCAGAAGUCCUAUAUCAUGAUGAUGGUUCGGUGAAAGGAGUUGCAACGGGUGAUGUUGGAAUUGCCAAAGAUGGAUCACCUAAAGAAAGUUUUGAACGCGGUAUGGAAUUGCAUGCCAAAAUUACCAUAUUUGCUGAAGGUUGUCAUGGUCAUCUUACCAAACAAUUAUUUAAAAAAUUCAAUCUACGUGAAAAUUGUGCACCACAAUCAUAUGGUCUUGGUCUUAAGGAAAUAUGGGAAGUAAAACCUGAACAUCACAGUCCUGGAAAAGUAGAACAUACUGUUGGCUGGCCAUUAGACAAAAAUACUUAUGGUGGCUCCUUUAUUUAUCAUUUGAACGAAUCCACUCCUCUUGUUGCUGUUGGAUUUGUUGUUGGACUUGAUUAUAGUAAUCCAUACUUAUCUCCUUUUAGAGAGUUUCAGAGAUUUAAACAUCACCCUCAUGUCCAACCUUUGUUUGAGGAUGGUAAAAGGAUUGCGUAUGGUGCUAGAGCUCUUAAUGAAGGAGGUUUUCAGUCUAUUCCAAAACUCUCUUUUCCUGGUGGUGCUUUAAUUGGUUGUACAGCUGGAUUUUUAAAUGUACCAAAAAUCAAAGGUACUCAUUAUGCAAUGAAAUCUGGCAUGCUUGCUGCCGAAUCAACUUUUGACACAAUAUUUAAUACAUCUGUAACAAGCGAAACUGCUGGCUUGGAACCUAAAGACUAUGAAGAAAAAGUAAAAGGCAGUUGGAUAUGGUCAGAUUUGAAAGAAGUAAGAAAUGUUCGACCAUCUUUCCACACAAAGCUUGGACUAUUUGGAGGUAUGGCAUAUUCUGGAUUUACACUUGCUGUUAAAGGAAAGGAACCUUGGACAUUAAGCCAUGGAGUUCCUGAUAAUGAGAGACUGAAAACAAAGACUGAAGUUUCUGUUAUCGAUUAUCCAAAACCUGAUGGAAAAAUUAGCUUUGAUAUUUUGUCUUCUGUUGCAUUAACUGGCACAAACCACGAAGGAGAUCAACCAGCCCAUUUAACAUUAUUGGACGACUCCAUUCCUGUAAACACAAACCUUAAUCUCUAUGAUGGUCCAGAAGGCAGAUUUUGUCCUGCAGGUAAAACUAUUUGUAAUUUAACAAUACAUAGAUUUAACUGA
Molecule: messenger RNA, 1686 nt
Organism: Macrosiphum euphorbiae (potato aphid)
Lineage: Eukaryota; Metazoa; Arthropoda; Insecta; Hemiptera; Aphididae
Source: the annotation of a GenBank genome assembly